Scutellospora calospora is the source of this 1007-nucleotide messenger RNA. The record is from the annotation of a GenBank genome assembly. Lineage: Eukaryota; Fungi; Glomeromycota; Glomeromycetes; Diversisporales; Gigasporaceae.
GUUCGAUGCUUAGUGCAAGCUGGGACUUUAGGUCUUACAAAGACAGAGCCCUUGGUCCAGUAAACCAACUUUCAACUGGAGAUGGAGCAAUAUACAACGACAAUCGUCAGAGAAAACAUAGUCAAGAUAUGGAUGAUGAUGAAAAAAAGACGGGUACUGAAGGAGCUACAAUUUCAGCAAAAAAGUGCAAAACUAAAUCUGAAAAAAGAACGAGAAGUGGGAGAGUAAUUGUACUGAAUUAUCAUGGAUUACUUAUAGAUAUAGAUGUUGGAACUUCCUCUGAAAAAACUACAUACACAAAUGAAGACUCCUCUCAAGAAAACGAAGAGGAAGCAACGACUGAGAAUUCUUUCGAAAAUCGCUCCCAAGGAAAUGAUAAGAAGAGAACUAUUCAAGAUAAUAUUAUAACAGACAUCUUAGGAAAUACUGAACUCUCAAAUGCAUCAAAAAAGAUUUUUAUGAUUUAUAAAGCGCAAUACCCUGAUAAACUUUCAAGACAAGUAGCAACAUCGUAUUUAAUUGAAAUGGAUACUAUGAUAGAGAUGUUAGUCCUCGCAAAUAAUUCCCAAAUUGAUGAUUUAAGAGCACCAGAAAAAGGUGAUUUCAUAAUGAAUUCAGUGGUACGAGUUUUACGUCAUACAUUGUCACAAUUUAUUAAGGCAUUUUCACUCGAAGAACAGAACCCACUUUUAAAUAUUGGCACAUUAGAACAUAUAGCGUCGAAAAAUCACACUAAUGGUAAUCGAGCUAAUGGAGUUGGUUAUAUGAUGGAUGCUGAUAAGUAUCAGCUUAUUUAUGUUGAAGGCUCGAGACCAAAAACUAUCAAAAGCAGGCAACGUUUACCAAAGAAGUUAUUAAACGAGAUUGAUAAUGCCAAUCUUCCUCGAAAAUUUUCUGAAAUGAAAAAUUUUGUUUAUUUCUAUGAAAGUGUAUUGAAAUGGUCGCUAUUGGUUCAUGAUGUUAAAGCAUCCUUUGAUGAUGCAAGAGCUGAACAAAGACCUUCGUGA